UCGUUCUACCCAGUAAGCUAAUAGAAGACUGCGUAGAUUUUUUCUUCACGUGCAUAGUUGCACUGUUGAGCCUCAUCUGACCGUCCGGUAAAGUUGAUACUGGGACGCCAGUUGUGACAUUUCAGGUGAAAACUGUUCUCCACGGUGUCGGCGAGGACAUGAGGGAGGUCCAGCGAGUGGGCCCGAGGACCCUGUUACAGGUGGCGGAGGCUCUCGAGGCCAUUGUCUGUAGGUGCGUUGGUCCCCACGGAGGCCAGGUGAUCUUCACCAAAGACACGGGUGAGGUGUCGAUCAGCCGGGACGGCAGGCGUGUGCUCGCCUCUCUGGUGUUGGAUCACCCGGUUGCCAGAGCGCUGCUGGGCUGCUUGUUGGCGCACUGCAACACCGCUGGGGACGGCGCCAAGUCCUUUGUCCUGCUACUGGCUGCUCUGCUCCGGGGCACUCGCGCUGCUUGUCGGGCCCAGGGCAAGGCGGGUCCGCACGGACGUCUGGCGGCCCAGCAGGUGUCGCGCUGGCUUCUCUCCUUCCAAGAGGAGGUGCUGGACGGCGUGAUGAGGGACCACAUUGCUCCACACACCACCGCCCUGUUUUCCCACACCAGUCCUGCAGAGUCCCGGGCCAGAGUGCGCCGUCUCAUGGAGGGAUUCUUCUGCGGCAGAGUGAACGCUGCUCACUCUAAGUUUCUGGCUGAAAUUGCUAGUGACUUCUGCUUCCGCUGGACCUGCAAACCGGACGGGGCCGAUGUGCUUCGACUCGUUCCUGACCGCUUCCCGGAGCUCCACACCGCAGUGACGGGGCUCCCUAUUGACCGCUCUCACAUUCUGCAAGGGCUGGUGAUCCACAGGGACUUUGCUGUGCACUGCCCCACGGACAGACCCUUAAACGCGCUGGCCAUCAGUGUACCUCUACAGACCUCCCUGCCGAUGGAAGCUGAUGGUACCCUGAUCAUCACUUCCAGCCUGCAGCUCUGCAGUUUUGGCAGCUGGGUGGCCGAUAACAUAGAGCGCACAGUGACUUCCCUGAAAGAGCUGCAGGUGAAGCUGCUGCUGUCUUCCGUGAAGCAGUCGGACCUGGUACUUUACCAGGCCAAGCGGGCUGGCAUGUCAGUGGUGGAGUGUGUCAGCCAAGAGGAGCUGUCUUUAUUCUGUCUUCUUGCUGGUGUGUCUCCAUUCGCAGACCUGGGAUUCUGGGAGGGAGUCGGUGGGAAACAUGUUGCUGCAGUGACCUUCUGCCAGCCUGUGGUGUUGGGCGCUCACAGGUAUGUGCAUGUGGGCUUCCCAGAGCGCCAGGGCUAUUUACCACACUGCCUUGUCCUGUGUGGGCCUGUGCCAGGCCUGACAGCCCAGUGCGUCUCGGCGUUCGGCGAUGCCUUCCGGACGCUGCAGCGAACCUCUGAGCCAAUCUGGUUGCGCCACCGGCGAAACAGUGGAACGCAGGCUUGUUGUUUGAGGAACGUCACAAGUUCGCGGGGAGAGCAGGACAACAUCAGAAAUGGUGAUAGGUCGGAUUUCGGCGUGCAGCAGACAGACGCCAAGGAACUGCAGGCAGCGUCGCUGGUGUCAGAUAAGGGUGCCAUGAGGACACUCUCUCAAGGUCAGUGUUGUAACAAGAGGACUGAGAGCCCAGAUCUGGUAUCACCACUGAACUGCUGCAUGCCACAGGACAAGAGCUGCAGAAGUCAAGGUCGAGCCUUUGGGAGAGAUGCAGAGGAAGGGCUUACAGACAACCUGGUCCGUUCAGAAACGUCUGCAAGGCCAGGUGCAGUGUUACCAGUAGGGGGCGCUUUUGAGUUCCUGCUCCACCACUACCUCUGGAAACAUUCCUUCGAGAGCUCCUGUCCAGAGACCAAGAUGUCCUGCAGACUGGUGGCUGAGGCAUUACUCAACGUACCCAGGCAGCUCUAUUUGCGCCAUAAUGGACACGGGCAUUUUUUAAAGGUGCGCACCAACUUCAUAUCGUGUCUCAGACACCAGGAGGUGGUGGGAUCGAUUACUGAUGGACCAGAGGCGCUGGAGUCGCUCGCCUGCAAAUACCAGUUGCUGGCAUCUGUUCUGCAGUGUGCGGGAAGGCUGCUGUCUGUGGACACUCUAAUUUAUACCACUGCUCUUGGGCUGAGAGAUAAAAGCAACAGGGAUGAUGAGGAUGAUGAGACCUGAGUGUUCAGUUGUGGUCAUCGUCUGUGACGCGCAGCUCUGGCUUUGUGCAGCUGUUGGAAAAUGUAGAGAGGCACCUGCUGGCGUGGUGAGGCCAAGACUGUGAAAUAUCCAUAAAUGUUUUUUUCCACUUGCACGUAAUGUUUAUCUUAUUCCAACGGUGCUGUAAGCUGGUUUGAUGCCUUCUGAUCUUACAGUGACCCCAGU
Messenger RNA from Scleropages formosus (Asian bonytongue), 2360 nucleotides. RefSeq names its product Bardet-Biedl syndrome 10 (gene bbs10). The record is from RefSeq and is a predicted model, not a curated record. The coding region runs from base 159 to 2156 and encodes 665 amino acids. Gene Ontology annotation, molecular function: ATP binding. The transcript has 3 exons. Gene Ontology annotation, biological process: chaperone-mediated protein complex assembly. Lineage: Eukaryota; Metazoa; Chordata; Actinopteri; Osteoglossiformes; Osteoglossidae.